AUGCUUUCAUCCAAGGACAUUAACUUUGUUGGGUACACGUAUAAGAAUUUUGAAAUUGUCAAUGACUACCAAGUGCCUGGGAUGGCUGAAUUGAAGAAGAAAAGCACCAAAUCAAAGCGGCCAAGCAUCAAGUCACUCUUCGAGGAUGAGUCGGAUGCAUCAGAUACAUCUUCCAAGCAACACUCGCAAGGGAGCUUUUUGAAUCUCUUGCCUCCCACACUAGAAGCUCCUGAAAAGCAGAAUAAUAAGUCCAUGUAAUGCUGAUAUCUCCGUAGCAUCUUAUGCCUACAGUGCUCCAAUCAGUUGAAUCAUUUUCGAGCAAAUACAUUUUGUCCUUGAUCCCCCCAUGUGCCUCUUAGGAAGGUGGCAAUUUUUGCAGGAUCGUGAUUUUCAAAUGAAAAUUCAAGGGAGGUGCUGGAUUUUGAAGCCUACUAAUUAGCUUUUGGGUUUGCUUGGAUCAGAGUCUCCACAAGCCUUUUUUGUUUGGGUUUUGAUCAUUGAUUCUUUAACCAAGAACCGAGAGGUAAUCACUAACUUUGAUUGUAUUCCAUUCUUUCCCACUUAUUCUCAAACUAUAAAAUCUGUACAAAAAAGAAAAUAUACCACUUCGAAUGAUGCCCAUGUUGUAUUAUUUAUUGGUUUAAUGAUAGUGAAAUAAUUUUUGUUAAAUUCCUACUUUUUUGAGAAAGUUGGGGAAGAGGAAUUUGUGAUCAUGUUUUUGACAGCCAAACGGGC
Ilex paraguariensis (yerba mate) is the source of this 735-nucleotide messenger RNA. Lineage: Eukaryota; Viridiplantae; Streptophyta; Magnoliopsida; Aquifoliales; Aquifoliaceae. The record is from the annotation of a GenBank genome assembly.